Messenger RNA from Nerophis lumbriciformis (worm pipefish), 639 nucleotides. NCBI's taxonomy places the organism in Eukaryota, Metazoa, Chordata, Actinopteri, Syngnathiformes, Syngnathidae. The record is from RefSeq and is a predicted model, not a curated record.
AUGAACGUUUUCCGAACCCCUCAGGAAGCCUACCGUGGACCCGACUCGGCGCGGGAGCCGACGUCCCGCCCCGUCGCGUCGGCCCCUCGCCUCCACCCGCCGGGGGGAGCCAGGGGGGGCUCGUCCAGGGCGGCGCGGGAACUGAGCGCCGAAGAGCAGCAGGAGCUGAGGAGGAAGAUCAACAGCCGUGAGAGGAAGAGGAUGCAAGACCUCAACGUGGCCAUGGACGCCCUCAGGGAGGUGAUGGUCCCCUACGCCUCGUCCGCCCCUUCCUCUGCGCCAUCGCACGUGCCCCCCGGCCGCCGGCUCUCCAAGAUCUCCACGCUGGUGUUGGCGCGAAACUACAUCCUGCUGCUGGGCUCGUCCCUGCAGGAAAUGCGCCGGCUGCUGGGCGAGCUGGGCGCGGGGCCCGGCCCCCGCCUGCUGUUGACAGGGGGCUGGCCCCUGGUCUCGGGCCCCGGUCAGCUCCUCCUGCCGGCCGCCCCCUUCAAGUGUCCCCCGCCGUCCGUCGCCGAGGCCCCGCUGGACGCCGCGCGCUGGGGCCCGGGGCCGCCCGCGGGGUUGCCCCUGUGCCCCUGCGGCGUGUGCGGACUGCCCGGGUUGAGCCACCCGGCUCCGCCUCCCAGAUUCCCAAAGUGA